Fusarium musae is the source of this 1011-nucleotide messenger RNA. RefSeq lists its product as uncharacterized. Lineage: Eukaryota; Fungi; Ascomycota; Sordariomycetes; Hypocreales; Nectriaceae. The transcript has a single exon. Gene Ontology annotation, molecular function: 4-hydroxy-tetrahydrodipicolinate synthase activity. The coding region runs from base 1 to 1011 and encodes 336 amino acids. The record is from RefSeq and is a predicted model, not a curated record.
AUGUCUGGUUCUUCAUCAAGCGCUUCUGCAGACGAUCGCCUGGAUGACGUGCAGCAUAUAAGACGUCCUCUAACACCCGGCGUCUAUGUUCCAACCAUGUGCUUCUUCGAUGCAGAUACAGAAGACGUCGACACCGCUGCAAUUGCCGCUCAUGCUGUGCGACUCGCCCAAGCUGGUGUAACAGGCCUUGCGACGCAGGGUUCCAACGGAGAGGCCGUUCAUCUCUCCCACUCAGAGCGACAGCUGGUCACCGCCACUACAAGAGCCGCCCUCAAUGACGGCGGCUUCUCGCAUGUGCCCUUGAUCGUGGGAUGUGGAAGCCAGAGCACGCGCGAGACUGUACAAUACUGCUAUGAGGCUUGGGAGGCUGGCGGUGACUAUGCGCUCGUCCUAGCCCCGUCCUACUAUGCCACGUUAUUUGCCCCGGCCUCGGAAACCAUCCUGGAGUAUUUCACAAGAGUCGCAGACAAAUCCCCUAUUCCCAUCAUAAUCUACAACUUUCCUGGUGCCGUGGGGGGCAUGGAUUUGUCGUCCGACAUGAUCAUCACUCUUGCACGACAUCCAAAUAUUGUAGGCGUGAAGUUGACAUGCGGCAACACAGGGAAACUGAACAGGGUAGCCGCAGCGACCCGUAAGCUUUCAAAACACAACUCGAAGGCGCCCGUGUUCCUUGUCCUCGCAGGUUCCGCCGACUUUCUGAUCCCUUCUCUGGCCGGAGGUGGUCACGGCAUCCUGGCAGGCUUGGCCAACAUUGCCCCGAGAGCAUGCAUCAAGGCCAUGGACCUCUAUCUGCAAGGUAAUGUUUCCGAAGCACAAAAGAUGCAGGAAGUGGUCUCACAGGGCGACUGGACGGCGAUCCAGGGCGGUGUGGUCGGUGUCAAGGCUGGACUACAGGCUUGGAUGGGUUACGGAGGCUUUGCACGAAGUCCACUGCCGAGGCCAGACACAGAGCAAACGAAGCGAUGGAGGGAAGGUUUCCGGGACCUUGUGAUGCUGGAGAGAUCACUCUAA